UGUAGAUUGUUCUGAGCGAUUCUAAGCAACUCUAGUCCGAGGGACGCGACCAUGGAGCCGGUGCCGCUGCAGGACUUUGUGACCGGCCUGGACCCCGCCUCCCUUCCGCGCGUGCUGCGGGUCUGCUCCGGAGUCUACUUCGAGGGAUCCAUCUAUGAGCUCUUUGGGAAUGAGUGUUGCCUCUCCACGGGGGACCUAAUCAAGGUCACACAUGUCGACCUCCAGAAAGUUGUGUGCGAGUGCCCAGAGACAGGUCAGACCCUGGAGCUCAAUCCCAAUUUCACAGGCCUCUUCCGCCCACUCACCAGCCUGCAGAGCUACAGAACCCUGGAGGAGCUCCUCUCUGCCACGCCCCAGAAGUCCGCACAGUGGCCCAUUUACUUCAAGUCAACUCAAAAAAUUGUCACCGAGGCCAGGGUGGUGCCUGAGGAUCAGCCCCUCAGACUCGAGGCUGUGGAAGUGCACCAUGGGAUCCGCCAUGCACGCUGCGUCCAGGUCUCAAAGACCCAGGAGGCCAUCCUUCAUCUGCCGCUUUCCCAGAAGGGACCCUUCUGGAGAUGCAAGCCCAGUGCUCCACAAACCCUGCUCCAAAUCCUGCAGGACCCAGCCGGGAAGGACCUUCAGCUCAGCUGCCCCAGACUGCCCUGGGACUCUGUGGUCCUAAAGCCCCAGUAUGUGCUUCAAGCCAUCAUGCACAUGCGCAGGGGCAUCGUCAAGAUCCCGUCCACUCUGGAGGUGGAGGUAGAAGAUGUCACCGCCUCCUCUCAGCACAUCUGCUUCUUCAAACCUUUGCGGCUGAGCGAGGUGCUGGCCGGGGGUGGCCCCUUCCCUCUGUGCACGGAGAUCCUGGAGGUCCCCGAGGGUCCACCCAUCUUCCUCAACCCGUGGGUGAGCUUCCUACGCAAAGGCCAGAGGCUCUGCAUCUACGGUCCAGCCUCAUCACCCUGGCGGGUUGUGGCCUCAAGCAAGAGCCGAAAAGUGCCCAGAUACUUCACCCUCUCUGGGGCCUACCAGGGCAAGCUCAAGCGGAGGCCAAGGGAGUUCCCCACGGCCUAUGACCUUUUGGGUGCUCUCCAACCAGGCCGGUCCCUCCGUGUGGUGGCCACAACUGACUGUGAUGGGAACGAGGAAGAGCACCCUGACUUUUCUUUCGUGGCUGUGGGUGAUCGGCUGGAGGUGCUGAAGUCGGGCCAGGUCUGUGGGACCAAAGGCCAGGACAUAGAUGUCUUGAUAUGUCAGCGGCUGAGUGAGCAGUCUGGGGAGGAAGAGGAGGAAGAGGAGGAGGAGGAGGACAAAGAACAGAUUCUGCUGCCCCUCUACCUCUCUGGUAGCUUUGUGGAGGAGGUGAAUGACAGCCGACGCUAUAGCCUAGCGGAUCUCACUGCUCAGUACCCCCUGCCCUGUGAGGUCAAGGUGGUGGCCAAGGAUACCCGUCACCCCACUGACCCUCUGGCCUCCUUCCCUGGCCUGCGGCUGGAGGAGAAGCUCACAGAGCCCUUUUUGGUGGUAAGCCUGGACUCACAACCAGAAAUGUGUUUCGAGAUCCCUCCCCGGUGGCUGGACCUGACUGUGGUGGAGGCUGAGGGACAGCCACCCCAGGUGGCUCUGCCGCUGUCUGUCGCUGUGGUGGAGGAACUGUCAGAAGCUUUUUACUACAGCCUCCGGAAGCUGCCAGCCUCUCAGAACCAAGCCCCUCCGCCCAGGCCUCCAAAGAGCCAGGGUAUCAGUAAGCAGCAGCAGAACACGCGCAACUGUAAGGAGGGCGGUGUGAAGCCUCGAGUUGUAGAACCGCAGAAAUCCUGCCCACAGCCUGAACUCAAGGCGAAGACCUUGGAAUCCCUUCCCAAGAACAAAUCAAAUGUAUACAGCAAGAUUUCUGUCCACAAGAAAGACCGCAAAUCCAAUCCUCGAACACAGAAUUCAGUGCUGAGUAUGAAACCCAAAUCUUCAAGCUCACUUGGCAAGUCCUCUACCAUGGAGUCUUAUUUCCUGCCGGACCCAGAUGUGGAUGAGCACGACUAUGAAGAAAUUUGAGCACUUUCAGAAGAAAUCGUCUAGGUGCUGGGGAAGCCACACUUCCAGUUGCACAGGGAAAUGGGAUACCAGCUAACUCUUGGAGGACCUAGGGCAGAGUCCCAAGGGACUGCAACUCUGAUGGGCAUGGGACUGACACUAUUCCUGCCUCUUUGGGUGGGCUUGGUCCCAGAAGUUGCACGUGAUACCCUCAGCCUUAAGAGCCUUGGUGUCCAGACAAGUCAUUCAGGUUCUGGCUUCUCCUAUGGCCCGGCCAUCAGUUGUCCCACUACUAGGCACAGAGAAAAAUCAAAGGCCACCAGCCUCGGUGUUGCCUGCCUCUCAGUAAAGAGAACUCAGUCUUCAUCGUGUCACCCAGUGUAGACCACCUUUGUGGCCUACUUGUGCAGCCCACCUCUGUGGCCUACUUGUGCAGCCCACCUCUGUGGCCUACUUGUGCAGCCCAGGCUCUGUGCCAAGGGGCAGGCAGGAUUCUCUUGUUGGUAGAAGCCAGCUCAUGAUCAAUACCCAGUAAGUGGGCUCAUGUGACUGAAUGUAGGAGUCUGCCCCCAAGAAUAAAAUCCUAGGUGGGACACUAGUUCUCCAAAUCUGUUAGUGGAACAAAGAAAGCUAAUUUACACAAGGGGAGAGACUGGCUCAGAGUUUAAAAAGACUUUGCUGUUCUUACAGAGAAUCCAAGUUCAGUUCCCAGCACCCACAUCAGGUGGUUCACAACUGCCUGUAACUCCAGUCAGGGGAUCAGACACCUGCCUCUGGACUCUGAGCAUUCCCUUCCUAGCCCUGCAACCCCCCCACCCCCCAGUUAGACACAAUUUAAACAGUUAAAGCUGGGUUUGGUGGUGUACACCUUUAGAAGGUAGAAGCAGGUAGAUACCUGUGAAUUCCAGGUCAGCCUGAUGUACAAAUAUAUUUAUUAAACAAAACCAAGAAACUGUGGAAACCCAAAGUUGGGGAAAUCUGGCAAGCCCUUGGUGGUACUUUGACACUGUUAAAGAAAGUUGUUAGUGACAGACUGCCCAAGAUUAUCUUAUGAUAAAGCUUCAGAAUAAAAAUGACACACGCUUCUGUA
Molecule: messenger RNA, 3103 nt
Organism: Apodemus sylvaticus (European woodmouse)
Lineage: Eukaryota; Metazoa; Chordata; Mammalia; Rodentia; Muridae
Gene: Themis2
Product: thymocyte selection associated family member 2
Exons: 6
Coding region: 52-2034 (660 amino acids)
Biological process (GO): T cell receptor signaling pathway
Source: RefSeq, a predicted model, not a curated record